Molecule: messenger RNA, 1989 nt
Organism: Bombyx mori (domestic silkworm)
Lineage: Eukaryota; Metazoa; Arthropoda; Insecta; Lepidoptera; Bombycidae
Gene: nAChRalpha2
Product: nicotinic acetylcholine receptor subunit alpha 2
Biological process (GO): signal transduction; chemical synaptic transmission; nervous system process
Cellular component (GO): postsynaptic membrane; synapse; neuron projection
Molecular function (GO): transmembrane signaling receptor activity; acetylcholine-gated monoatomic cation-selective channel activity
Source: RefSeq, marked provisional
UCUCGGGCGUGCUGUCAAAAUUUCCAUUUACAAUAAUACUUUUUUAUUUACAAACCCAUUUACAAAUUCUAAUUUACAAUAAUUAAAUACAAAGAAAAUGCAUCACGAAAACACUUUAUGAAUGUUACGUGCCAAAUUUUUUACGUGUGAUCGGAAAAAAAAUGUCUAAAGCUAUUUUUGUCGUGUUUUUUUGUAGUUUUACUGUAUGUUACGCGAAUCCUGACGCGAAGAGGCUUUAUGAUGACUUACUGAGUAACUACAAUAGACUGAUUCGACCUGUUGAUAAAAAUAACAACACCGUACUAGUGAAGCUUGGGCUACGUCUAUCCCAGUUGAUUGAUCUGAAUUUGAAAGAUCAAAUAUUAACGACUAACGUAUGGUUGGAGCACGAAUGGGAAGACCAUAAGUUCAAAUGGGAUCCCUUGGAGUAUGGUGGUGUAAGGGAGCUCUAUGUGCCAUCUGAACAUAUCUGGCUGCCAGAUAUAGUGCUUUAUAACAAUGCCGAUGGUGAGUAUGUUGUGACGACUAUGACGAAAGCUGUGCUGCACCACAAUGGAAAAGUGCUUUGGACUCCACCGGCCAUCUUCAAGUCCUCCUGCGAGAUCGACGUUCGAUACUUCCCGUUCGAUCAACAGACUUGCUUCUUGAAAUUCGGAUCUUGGAGCUAUGAUGGUGAUCAGAUCGACUUAAAACAUAUCAACCAAAAAAAGGGGGACAUGGUCGAAGUUGGUAUCGACCUUCGCGAGUACUACCCGUCAGUGGAAUGGGAUAUUCUCGGAGUACCGGCUGAGAGACACGAGAGGUAUUACCCCUGCUGUCAGGAACCGUAUCCGGAUAUCUUCUUUAACAUCACACUACGUAGGAAAACCUUAUUCUAUACUGUCAACCUAAUCGUACCGUGUGUGGGGAUUUCGUAUCUGUCAGUUUUAGUAUUUUAUCUGCCCGCUGAUUCCGGUGAAAAGAUAGCCCUCAGCAUUUCCAUUCUUCUCUCACAAACUAUGUUUUUUCUGCUCAUUUCCGAAAUUAUUCCCUCGACUUCUCUAGCUUUACCUUUAUUAGGAAAAUAUUUGCUAUUCACCAUGCUGCUCGUUGGUUUAUCUGUUGUUAUAACUAUAAUAAUACUGAAUGUACAUUAUCGAAAGCCUAGUACCCACAAAAUGGCUCCAUGGGUCAGAAAGUUCUUUAUAACAAAACUUCCAAAGUUGCUGCUGAUGAGAGUGCCGAAAGAUUUGUUGAGAGAUUUGGCCGCGCAGAAGAUUGCCGGUAGGAGUAUGAAGAACAAGAAUAAAUUCAAAGAUGCGCUAGCGGCUGCCGAUCAGACUCAUUCUAAUGCUUCAAGUCCAGACUCGCUCAGACAUCACAUGCCUGGAGGAUGUAAUGGACUGCAUACUACAACAGCGACAAACAGAUUUAGCGGUCUCGUUGGAGCAUUAGGAAGCCUCGGUGCUGGAUAUAAUGGUCUACCUUCCGUGAUGUCAGGCCUCGAUGAUUCCUUGAGCGAUGUGGUUCCGAGGAAGAAGUAUCCGUUUGAAUUAGAGAAAGCUAUCCACAACGUCAUGUUUAUACAGCAUCACAUGCAGCGCCAAGAUGAGUUUAAUGCGGAAGAUCAAGACUGGGGAUUUGUGGCUAUGGUAUUGGAUCGUCUGUUCCUGUGGAUCUUCACCAUAGCUUCCAUAGUUGGUACUUUCGCAAUCCUAUGCGAAGCCCCGUCUUUGUACGACGACACGAAGCCGAUUGACAUGAUGCUGUCUUCUGUGGCCCAGCAGCAAUAUCUACCUGUCGACAGUGGGGAUUCAUAAGACUUUUUUCCUAGAUUCUCUAAACUUCUUUAAUAAUUCACAUUCAAUAGAUUACAAAUGUGUUUGUUUUUGGUACCUUAAGUAAUUCGAUAUUUAAGAUUCCAAAAUAUGUAUUAAAAAGCAACUGUAACAUAGAUCAUGAAAGUAUUUUACGGGAGUAAAAAAAGUGCCGAGUCUUAUAGCAUAAGAC